ACGUAUGCAUAACCCGGAUGCGCCGGGUCAAGACCGGGUCGAACUCCGAUUGGAUUUCUCUAACCUAGUCUUCUGUUAAUCAGAGUUUUGAUCUUUUCACGGUUUCAAUCGUAUGAUCGCAAAAAAAUGGAGAAGAAGACCAAGUUCAGUAUAAUUGUUCCAACCUACAAUGAACGCCUCAACAUCGCCCUCAUCGUUUACCUUGUUUUCAAACAUCUCCAGGAUGUUGAUUUUGAAGUUAUAGUUGUGGAUGAUGGAAGUCCUGAUGGGACUCAAGAUAUUGUCAAACAAUUGCAGCGGGUGUACGGAGAAGAUCGCAUUCUUUUGAGGCCUCGACCUGCAAAACUUGGUUUAGGUACUGCAUAUAUUCAUGGUUUGAAGUAUGUUUCUGGAGAUUUUGUUGUCAUUAUGGAUGCAGAUCUAUCCCACCAUCCAAAAUACCUGCCAAGAUUUAUAAAGAAACAAAUGGAGACAGGUGCAGAUAUUGUCACUGGGACUCGCUAUGUUAAGGGUGGUGGUGUCCAUGGAUGGAAUCUCAUGCGCAAAUUGACAAGUAGAGGAGCAAACGUCCUUGCACAGACACUUCUUUGGCCGGGUGUAUCAGACUUAACUGGAUCAUUUCGGCUUUACCGGAAAUCAGUGCUUGAAGACAUUAUAAGUUCAUGUGUGAGUAAAGGCUAUGUUUUUCAAAUGGAGAUGAUAGUCCGUGCUUCCAGGAAACGUUAUCACAUUGAAGAGGUUCCUAUUACUUUUGUUGAUCGAGUAUUUGGCAGUUCCAAGCUGGGAGGAUCAGAAAUAGUUGAGUAUCUUAAGGGCCUUGUUUAUCUUUUGUUUACAACUUGAUACCACACAAGUCAGAUAGAAUUUUCAGUCUGACCACAUCUGAUAUAACUUUGAGAGUUGACAGUUUCAACUAGUUUGAAAUGUCUCAUAGGAAAAUUGUUGUUGGGAUUUUCAACUGAUAUUUGAGUAAUUUUGUAUUAGUCACAUUUUGCCAUGAGCUUUAUU
This is a messenger RNA of Ipomoea nil (Japanese morning glory), 1008 nucleotides long. Its product is annotated as dolichol-phosphate mannosyltransferase subunit 1. Gene Ontology annotation, biological process: GPI anchor biosynthetic process; protein O-linked glycosylation via mannose. Lineage: Eukaryota; Viridiplantae; Streptophyta; Magnoliopsida; Solanales; Convolvulaceae. The record is from RefSeq and is a predicted model, not a curated record. The transcript has 8 exons. Gene Ontology annotation, molecular function: dolichyl-phosphate beta-D-mannosyltransferase activity. Bases 127 to 843 code for a protein of 238 amino acids. Gene Ontology annotation, cellular component: endoplasmic reticulum membrane.